Messenger RNA from Thalassophryne amazonica, 2174 nucleotides. Its product is annotated as SERTA domain-containing protein 2-like. The record is from RefSeq and is a predicted model, not a curated record. Lineage: Eukaryota; Metazoa; Chordata; Actinopteri; Batrachoidiformes; Batrachoididae. Gene Ontology annotation, molecular function: transcription regulator activity. Gene Ontology annotation, cellular component: nucleus. The transcript is spliced from 2 exons. Bases 79 to 885 code for a protein of 268 amino acids.
CGGUUGCUGUGGGAGAUCCUCACGUUCCUGCUGCUGGAGUCAAACCGAAACGAGGUGACACGACGGACCGGAUAACCUAUGACGCUUCUCAAGGGCACGUCCAUGUUGGGUCGUGGUGCGAAGAGGAAGUGGAGCUGCUUGGACGAGCUGGAAGUAGAGGCCGUUCCUGCUGUUAUGACUGAGGAAAAGGAGAAGUAUGGAGAGGAGCACAGGGACGACGAGGGUAUGUUCCUCCUGGCUCCGUCCAGAGCUAACACGAGUCACCUGCAGCAGCGUCAGCUCGUGCUUGGCCUCUGCUUAGAGAAGCUCCAGCGCUACCAGGCUGGGAUGGAACUCAGCUUGCGUCGCUCUGUGCUGCUCAUCAACAUGCUCAGGCAGAUCCAGGAGGACAUGCGGUGUGACGGGGCAAGAAGCUGCUCUCUCAAUGAGCCCAAGGAUGGUGUCCAUCCUAACUCCUGCCUUCUUAUGGAGGACAUGUCAUUUAUGUGUCCUGGUUGUGCAGAGGGCAAUGAAAAAAGCCUGUGUCCACCUCCACCACCAUCUCCAAUUUUUUCUUCUCAGGACACAUACAGCUCAGCCAGCCAACCGAAAUCACUGCCCGCUGUGACAAUCAAUGCUUUUAGUGAUGCAGUAAAUGCCAUGGGCUACCUCAGUGACCUUGCUCUGGAUGACAUUUUUGAGGACAUUGAUACCUCAAUGUAUGACACAUCGGACCUCUCUGCUGCGUUGGUGGCAGGCUCCGUCUGGCCCGUCAGUGUGUCACUCUGGCUUGAUGAAGAGGUGAAAACAUGCUCAAGUAGUCACACCUCAGCUGGGAGCCUCCAGACAGGUAUGAUGGACUUGAAUGAGUUGGACCAUAUCAUGGAGAUCCUAAUAAGGUCCUGAAUGCCACGAUGUGACUUUGUGAGGUUUGAGAGUCUGAUCACAGCUGCUCUGACUCAGGAUGCUGACAGACAGACUGAGAACAUGGAUUGAUUUGGAUCUUGAUGAUCUGUUAUGAUGUUUUCAGCUAAUUUUAGUUUUUACAACUUGGUGGUCCAACUCAAAUUACAUAUGAUGUCUGUGGGUGUCUUUUAAGUGGAGGACAGAAGCCUACUUAGUAGGUCACUAGUGUAUAUUUUAGCCUCUUUGGCUGGUGCAAUACCUGACCUGGGGUCUGGAGGAGUUUAACUUCUUUAUAUGUGUCAGUUCUGUCAUGGACUGAUGACCGAUCCAAUAUAGGCUGGGAAAGGCCACACCCACAAUAACCAUCAACAAGUGGGUACAGCUGAUAAUUUAUUAAGGCCAAAUAUGCAAGCCAUAAUGGCAUUAUAGGAUAGAAUUUAAUUCAAUAAGGGGAAAGUAGCUGAAGCAGAGGCCAGUUUUUACACUCAGAGUGUAGCAGAAAGUGCAGUUCUAGUACACACUGGACAAAUGAGGUGAAGACAGAUGGAAGCAAGCACUUCCGAGGGAAGUGUUGCAACUGAAGACAUUGCACGUCACAAGGGGAAGCCAUGCAGAUAUCUGAGGUGGAUCAUGUUUCCUUUGCUGCUGAGUAAAACCACAGAUAUUACAGAUGAUUAUGACACACUUAUCCUCUUUUGGCAGAUUUUGUUUUCUCUGUGCAAAUCAGCUGCUGUGGAGGAAGAAUCCUCAGCUGUCAGGGUUUGUGCAUUAGAUCAGACCUGGGUUGAUUAUUAAUUGAAUUCCUUUCAGUUACUUAAGCGAGCCAGCCUGGGGGGUCAAAGGCCUGGUUUUCCUUUCGGUGCUGGGACUGUUUCCUGUCGCACCAUAGAGGAUUUUUUAAAUUUAUUUGUUUUUAAAUUAGCACUGGCUUCAGUCAGACGGUGGGUGGACUGUCUAAACAUGCAUUUGGCUCAUGAAGCAUGUGGCCAUUGAAUUUGGGAAUUUACAAGCCGUUGAAGUGCACAGAGAGUUAAAGUAAUGCCUAAAUGUGACAUGUUCACGUCAUAUAUCUCAAGGGGUGAAGUGAAAUUGGUGUAAAAUGUUAGAACUACUUUGUGUAUUAUUAUUUAUUAGUGGAGGUCAAAUUCAUUAAGUACAGAAUCAAACGGUUUGGUGUGAACAUGUAAUUUAGGUCUUUAUGUCUCUGGGCUGUCAGUGCCGGUGGAUUGGAUGCUCUUGUUGACCUUUCUGCCAUUUGCGGUGCCACAUGGAACCAACCACAAAAAGUC